This is a messenger RNA of Tilletiopsis washingtonensis, 929 nucleotides long. RefSeq lists its product as hypothetical. The record is from RefSeq and is a predicted model, not a curated record. The transcript has 5 exons. The coding region runs from base 37 to 900 and encodes 287 amino acids. Lineage: Eukaryota; Fungi; Basidiomycota; Exobasidiomycetes; Entylomatales.
CACGCACCCCUCAGCAUCAGCCGCGGCGCUGUCAGCAUGUUCUACCAGCAGGCCCUCUUCUUCACCCUCCCGCUGCUCCCCGUGCUCAUCCUCAUGCUCGACUUCUCGCUGCGCGGCACGUACGACGUGCUCGCCGUGCCGCUGCUGCUGCCCGAGCAUGUCGUGCGCGACGUGCUGCUGCCGCCGAGCCUGAGCCCGGGCCUGCUGCCCGUGCCGCAGGGUGUCUACGAGCAGCUCGGCCUCGCCGACGCCGUGCGCGCCGCCGACGGGACGCCGCAGCGCCUCGUGCUCCUGCAGCUCGGCUACCAGUCGCACACGGGCCCCGGCGCGCCGUGGAUGGGCAUGCGCAUGCAGAGCUUCAGCGAGGUCAAGCUCGAGAUUCCCUUCAUGCGCCACCCCAAGCUCGCGCGGUCCGAGCAGCCGUUCCUCUUCAAGCAGACGAUGCUCUUCUCGAACCCGCUCAUGUCCUUCUCAUCGAACAUCUUCCCGGGCGCACGCUCGGUGUACGCGUCCUUCCGCCCAAAGAAGUCGCCAGCCACGUACGCGCCCGACGCUGCCCAGCUCGAGUACGGCGUGACCGACUGGGUGCAUGCCGAGGCCACGCAGGCAGCAGCUCCGCGCGCACAAGGCAUGUGGCCGGCUGUGAAGGACAUGCUCAAUGCGCCCUGGUUCGCCGAGCGCUCGGGCAGCAGCGUGAUCCAGUUCAUCUUUGACGACAGCGCUGCGGAGAUCGCGCCGACGCUGUACGACGUCGAGGUGAAGCUGCGCAUGCGAGCAUGGCGGCAUCCGCUGCAGAAGCCGUACAGUGGGCCCGAGGAGAUCCUGCUGUCCGGCCAGGGCUUCCGCUCCAAGAUGGACUUCACGUCGCGGAGCGGCGCGGCACACAAGUUCAUCGAGUAGCACAACGGCGGACGGCUCCAUAUAUACGC